This is a messenger RNA of Musa acuminata subsp. malaccensis (wild Malaysian banana), 3391 nucleotides long. Its product is annotated as putative pentatricopeptide repeat-containing protein At5g59900. The record is from RefSeq and is a predicted model, not a curated record. Gene Ontology annotation, molecular function: protein binding. Lineage: Eukaryota; Viridiplantae; Streptophyta; Magnoliopsida; Zingiberales; Musaceae.
CGUCGGGUUCCGUCUUGGUCGAACGAUGAAUCGGCGUCGUCGUUCUCCACUCCUCCACCCCGCUUGCUUCCUCCUCGCCCGACCGCACUCCGCCGGGAUCCCCGUCCGGCCGCCCAACCCUCCUUCCCCCGACAACAACGAGCGCGACGAGGGCUUCGUCAAGAUCCUGUGCGACAUCCUCCGUUCCCGCCCGCAGGGCUGGCGCGCCGCCCUCGCCUCCCCCUUCGUCGCCAACCGCCUCCGUCCCCGCCACGUCGAGCGCCUUCUCCUCAUCCUUCACCAUCAACGCCACGACGAUCCUCGCCUCGCUCUCCGCUUCUUCGAUUUCCUCGGCCUCCACCACCGCUUCCCCCACUCCCCCCUCUCUUUCGCCCUCCUCGCCCACGCCCUCCUCCGCGCCGGCCUCCACUGGCCCGCGUCUUCCCUCCUCCAGACCCUUGCCUCCCACCCCGGCGUCCUCCCGGUCGACGCCUUCCGCGCCGUCGCAGAGGCCGGCCGCCUCUGCGGCGCCCCCCGCUCCACUAUCGCAUUCGACUUCCUGGUCCAGGCCUACCUUCAGAUCGGCCGCCCCUUGGACGCCCUCGCCGUCCUCAGUCUUCUCCCGGAGCCCCGGACCUUCAGCGACGUCAUGCACGGAUUGGCCAAGGCCAGGAUGUUCGAUCUGGUCUUCGCGGUGUUCGACGAGGCCGCGAGAUCUGGGAUCACCCUCGACGUCUUCAUCUACACUGCGGUGGUGAAGGCCUUUUGCGAGCUGAAGGAUUUGAAUAGUGCUAAAGAAAUCAUUUCCCGGAUGGAGGCCGAUGGGGCAAAUUCUAGUGUCGUCCCGUACAAUGUGUUGAUUCAUGGGCUUUGCAAGAACCGAAAGGUUACGGAGGCGAUGGAAAUCAAGAAUUCUUUGGGGUCGAGUGGGUUGAAGGCCAAUGAUGUGACUUAUUGCACUUUGGUUCUUGGACUUUGCAAGGUGGAGGAGUUGGAAACGGCUGUGGAAAUAACCAAGGAAAUGAUCGACUUAGGCUUGGUACCGACCAAAGCUGUUUGCUCCACAGUGGUGGAUGGAUUGAGGAGGAAAGGAAAGCUAGAAGAGGCUUUUGGAUUAGUUCAUAAGCUGGGAAACGUGGGGUUGAUCCCCAAUCUGUUUGCUUAUAAUGCUUUGAUCAAUACUUUGUGUAAGAGUGGGAAAUUUGAUGAAGCUGAAUCUCUUUUUGCAAAGAUGAAGGAGAAAGGUCUAUCUCCGGACGAUGUUACCUAUUCAAUAUUGAUUGAUUCGUUGUGCAAAAGGGGCAAAUUGAAUAAUGCCCUCCAGUUGUUCGACAAACUGAAGGAAGAAGGUUUGCGAGUUACCAUUUACCCGUACAAUUCUUUGAUUAAUGGGCAUUGCCGAUCAGGAGGUUUGACCAAAGCAGAGGUUCUCUUUAGGGAGAUGACCGAGCAAGGAUUAUCACCAAAUGAAUUAACUUAUACUUCAUUGAUAACUGGAUAUUGCAGGGAAGGGGAUUUGGCUAGUGCUUCGAAGCUUCACCGCCAGAUGCCUGAGAAUGGUUUGACAUGGAAUACUCAUACUUUCACAGCCCUUAUUAGUGGAUAUUGUCGGGCUAAAUUGAUGGUGAAAGCUGCUGGAUUGUUUGAUGAAAUGGUAGAACUGAAUGUGUUGCCGAACCAAGUGACCUAUAAUGUCAUGAUAGAAGGAUAUUGUUCUAUAGGAGAUACGGCAACAGCUUUCCAGUUCUAUGAUGGGAUGGUAAAGAAGGGCAUCACCCCAGACAAUUAUACUUUUAGGUCCUUGAUAACUGGCUUGUGUAUGUGUGGCAGAGUGGCUGAAGCCAAGGAAUUUGUAGAUGAUCUACACAGCGAGCAUCAGGCACUAAAUGAGAUGAGCUGCAGUUCCCUUCUUCAUGGAUUCUGCAAACAAGAAAGAAUAGAUGAUGCCUAUGAUCUCUGGAAAGAAAUGGUGGAGAGGGGAGUAAAUAUGGAUCUUGUCUGUUACAGUGUACUUAUUUAUGGAUCUUUAAUGCAGGAUAAAGUAAGAUCACAUUCACUAUUAAGAGAAAUGAUCAACAAAGGAAUUAAGCCUGAUGUUAUUUUGUAUACUAAUAUAGUUGAUGCAUAUUCGAAGCUAGAAAAAUUUUCAGAAGCCUUAGUUAUCUGGGAUAAAAUGGCCGCUGAGGGAUGUCAGCCAAAUGUUGUGACAUAUAACGUACUGAUAAAUGGAUUGUGUAAAGCAGGAUUCUUUAAUAAAGCACUGAUGCUUUGCAAGGAAAUGCUAGUUAGUGGAGUUCUUCCUAAUAGUGUUACAUUUGGCUCCUUGCUCGACUGCCUUACUAGAGAAGGAAAUAUGAAUGAAGCUGUAAUGCUGCAUCGAGUGAUGCUUAAUGGAAUUUUAGCCAAUACAGUUACAUACAACCUGCUAAUAAGGGGUUUCUGCAGAACUGGGAGAAUUCAGGAUGCUGCUAGCCUUGUUGGUCAUAUGGUUCAAAAUAAUAUUUUUCCUGAUUGCAUUAGUUAUUCGACACUAAUUUAUGAGUACUGCAGAACGGGUAAUCUAAAUGAAGCUUUUCAGCUAUGGGAUGAGAUGCUUAGAAGUGGAUUGAAGCCCGAUACGUUAGCAUACAAUUUACUAAUACGUGGUUGCAUUAUAAGCGGUGAGCUGGCUAAAGCUUCUGCUUUAUACGAUGACAUGAUCAGAUGCAAUGUGAAGCCAAAUUGGGCUACAUAUACCUCUCUUAUUCAUGGUAUAUGCUCGAUGGGCACUAAAGGACGGCAAACAUUUCUUAUCGAGUAAAUGUAUUUCAGAGUAACCUGUGGUUAUAUGCUCUCAGCAAUGGAUUGAUCAACAGGUGGCAGGAUAGCUGCUAUUUCCUCUAUUCAAUGCAUAAUGCUGAGGUUACUGGUCGGUCGAUUUGACAUAAAACCCACCAAUUAACUCGGUUACAGGUGUGGUUUUGUCUGACAUAUUUAAAAGUAAAGCUAUUUCAAUGUAUUGAUUCUCUCAAAACUACAUGGUGAGAGGCAUCUUCAGAAGGGCCCUUAAUUCAUCUGUGGUUUCAGGUCAUUUUAAGAUGUGAAAGAGUUUCAAAGGAAAGCAUUUACUGUUCCAAAAGUUCAACUUGAAGGAAGGUGAUGGCUGACUCUGGCAAUUGAUAACCAUAACGCUGCAAACUAGCAAAAUCUGAUCUUCCAUGAGUUGGAAAGUAAGAACAAAAGGAAGCAUGUAUGUUUCAGAUAUUUCUUCAUUCUGAAGUUGUUUCCUGCUUCGGUUUAUCCCUAAAACUAUACUUCUCUCUAAUUUUCCUCUGUUCAAUUUUUCUGGUUGUAAAUUCUUGUACGAAACUGCUUAUUGAUUUAGUUACACAUCACAAUCUUUAUAAAUGUUACUUGCAAGUAGUUAUCGUAC